This is a messenger RNA of Gracilinanus agilis (Agile Gracile Mouse Opossum), 779 nucleotides long. It is a transcript of the gene MRPL54, whose product is annotated as mitochondrial ribosomal protein L54. Gene Ontology annotation, molecular function: structural constituent of ribosome. The coding region runs from base 2 to 412 and encodes 136 amino acids. The record is from RefSeq and is a predicted model, not a curated record. Lineage: Eukaryota; Metazoa; Chordata; Mammalia; Didelphimorphia; Didelphidae. Gene Ontology annotation, cellular component: mitochondrial large ribosomal subunit. The transcript is spliced from 3 exons.
CAUGGCCGCCAGGCUCGUCUUCGGAGCUUUCCGGAGAUGGGGCGGCUUGUGGGGCUUUUCGCUACGAGGUCCUACCACCUCUUGUGGCCUUUCUUUUCGAGGAUACGCUAAGAAGCCGGUUAUAAAAGGAGGCAAAGGCAAAGCUGUAUCUGCAGAAGCCCUGAAGGACCCAGAUGUAUGUAAGGACCCAGUCCUGCUUACCACACAUGCCAUGGGGGUCAACAUCUACAAACAGGGGCCUGAAGUGGCCCUGAAGCCUGACUCAGAAUAUCCUGACUGGCUCUUCGAGAUGAACCUGGGACCACCCAAGACACUGGAGGAGCUGGACCCUGAAAGCCAUGAGUACUGGCGGCUCCUUCGCAAACAGAACAUGUGGAGGCACAACAGGUUGCACAAGAACAAGAAACUGUGACAAAGGACUGCGAAGGCGGCGUCAUCCCUGUUUCUCUAGACAUGCUGUGAUGGGAAGUCCCCUGGGUAAUCAUCUCGGGUCCUCACUGACCAGGACCUCUUCCCAAGACAGCAUGGGAGGAGGAAGCCACAGAGAAAGGUUUUUCUCUCAAGAACUUUGCAUUUUUCUGGAAAAGAAGCAAGAAGUAGAGGGAAUAAUUCCGUCCCUUUUUUCCUUGGACCAUGAUUCUUCAAGCCCACCUCUCUUACGUUCUGACAUAUCCAGCAGCCUCUACUAUUAUGAGGCUAGCUGGCAGGAGCAAGGCAGGUGAAUAAAGCACUCCCAGGAGUUUCUUUGGGAGCAGAAUGACACCUGCUCACACCGUGUA